Monomorium pharaonis (pharaoh ant) is the source of this 1892-nucleotide messenger RNA. RefSeq names its product mRNA cap guanine-N7 methyltransferase (gene Rnmt). NCBI's taxonomy places the organism in Eukaryota, Metazoa, Arthropoda, Insecta, Hymenoptera, Formicidae. The transcript has 8 exons. Gene Ontology annotation, molecular function: mRNA 5'-cap (guanine-N7-)-methyltransferase activity. Bases 281 to 1672 code for a protein of 463 amino acids. Gene Ontology annotation, biological process: 7-methylguanosine mRNA capping. The record is from RefSeq and is a predicted model, not a curated record. Gene Ontology annotation, cellular component: nucleus.
CAUGCGCGAAAAAUCCCUCCAUUGGCGUCACUGCGUCGUCAGCAGCAGCGUCGUCGUCGGCAUGUGAGCACCUUGCGUUCCCGAAUGUAGCGUGCACAGUGAUGAACAAGUGUCGGUUUUACUGGUUUUAGUGUUUUCCUACGGAGACUCUAAACGACUUCUCGUACGGUAAUCCCGUGUCUCUCUAAUUCUCUCUGCUCCAGUUAGAAGAGAAGGAGGAGGAAGAGGAAGUGCGUGUGUCUCUCUCUCUGCUCACGAUUUAUAUCGCCGCGCCAUCAACAUGUCAGCACUUCGCGCGGAUGACAAAACGGAGUCCGACGAGGAGAGGCUGCACGCGAGCUACAGAGAACACAUUGUGACUUCCAGCGAGACUGAUACGUCCUGCACCACUGCGACGAAAACAGAGGAAAGCGAAAGCACAGAAACUGAGAGUCCUCAAAGGAAACGAAGCAACUUGUCACCAGAUAGUGAACGGCCAUCCAAAGUAGCGAAGCAUGAUGCUAAGGAUGAUACCUCGUGUGCUAGUACAAACGUGCCCUCGGAUUUAACAACAACCAAAGGUAAUGAAAAAAAUGAGGAUGCAACCGAUCUGAACAAAACGAACGUCGACAAUACGGUUCUGGUAGCGGAGCAUUACAAUGCGCUCGAGGAGAAGGGCCUCUCACAGAGAAAUCAAAGCCGAAUUGUGUACAUGAGAAACUUUAACAACUGGAUUAAGAGCAUGCUUAUAAAUGAAUACGUAGUUAAAGUGAGGCAAGGUAAAAGCUUUGGCGCUUCGCUUAGGGUUCUGGACAUGUGCUGUGGUAAGGGCGGGGACCUUCUCAAAUGGAAGAAGGCUAACAUUUCGCACCUGAUCUGCGCGGACAUAGCGCAAUUGUCGGUGGAACAGUGUCAACAACGAUAUAAUGACAUGGUGAAUAGAACAGGUUCCAAGGACAGAGGCUUUGCUCCCAUUUUCAAUGCAGAGUUCAUAACUGGUGAUUGUACAAAGGUCCGUCUAAGGGAGAAGUUCGCGGAUCCCAGUGUGCAGCUGGAUUUUGUUAGCUGCCAAUUCGCUUUUCACUACAGCUUUGAAUCUCUGCCGCAGGCGGAAUGCAUGCUUCGAAACGCCAGCGAAAGUCUUAAGCCAGGUGGCUACUUUAUUGGAACGAUACCCGACGCGUACGAUUUAGUUUCUAGGUGGCAAAAGUGCGACGGUAACAAAUUUGGUAACGACGUGUAUCACGUUGAAUUUUUAUCCGAGGACAAAACGAAACCGCCGCUCUUCGGCGCAAAAUACAAUUUCCAUUUGGACGGUGUGGUCGACUGUCCUGAAUUUCUCGUGCAUUUGCCUACUCUGCGUAAAUUGGCUCUCAAGUACGGUCUUGAAUUAGUAUCGUUUGAGAGAUUCGAAGACUUCUAUGAGCGUUCCAAAGGCGAGGGUAGAUCUCUUUUAGGAAAUAUGCAAGCAUUGGAAACUUAUCCGCCGUAUCAUGAAUCGCCUUUACUCGGUGACUCCGAGCGGGACUAUCAUCACGCUAUUGAAUAUAUGCAGAAUCUGCCUGCGAAUCACCGUAAAAUUGGCACUCUGUCGCAGUCGGAAUGGGAAGUCACUUCAUUAUACGCAAUAUUUGCGUUUCGAAAAAUGAAGACGAUUUGGAACAGCGAAGGAAAGCCAGAGUAUAAACAGUAAAAUCUCAUAAGAUGAACAAAAAUAUGAAAAUUGAAAUAAGGAACGACUUUUAUUAAUGCUGCUGAUUUUAUAUUGUACAAAUAAUUUUUUUACUAUAUUAACUAAGUUUAUUAUUAUGGAAUGAUAUUAUCCGUGUGAUACUAAUAGCUGCAUUUCAUAGACUGACAAUCAUGUAAAAAUAUCAUCAAAAUCUUAAAGUUUAAUCAUUUGGAAAACAGAA